Messenger RNA from Colletotrichum abscissum, 450 nucleotides. RefSeq lists its product as uncharacterized. The coding region runs from base 1 to 450 and encodes 149 amino acids. The record is from RefSeq and is a predicted model, not a curated record. The transcript has a single exon. Lineage: Eukaryota; Fungi; Ascomycota; Sordariomycetes; Glomerellales; Glomerellaceae.
AUGGGGCUCAGAGCUCCAUACUGCGUACAUCCAGAGGCGGUUACCAAGUUCAAGACCAUUCUCUUGCGGAUACGGAGUACAGUCAGCCAAGUUUCGCGCCACCCCUCCCCCCUGGACCCUCGCUCUUCAUUGCGACAUGGGGAAGCCGGCUCUUGGAUUUGCAAAAGACUGGGGUCCCAGGGUCCAGGGGGGGUGGUGCAAGUGAAAGUGAGGAAGUUUACAGAAGUAAUACCUUGCGGAUGCAACCUAGUAAUAGCUCACUGCCCAAAGUGCGCGCGGGAGAAGAAGGAUUUCUGGGUUGUGAAUAUGGCGGCUUGCGAAACCUACUUAGUGGCUUGCUCGUCCUCCCUACUCUUUUCCUACUUCUCCUCCUCCUUCAGCUUGAAUUGUUCGAAACUUGUUUCUCUUUCCACAUUCUUUUCGAAAGAAACAAUCCAGACAGUCUGUUGA